AUGGCUUCAGCGAUCAUCAAUGUGAUAAUUGAUGGCACGGUGGUGACACUGCUCGUGAUAUACCCCUACAGCAUCACAGACACUGACCUCAAGCCUGAGUUGCUCAUCAUCAAGGACUGGUUCAUUGCAUUUAAUAUUGCAUUUAAUAGAUACAACCUUGGGCUCAGACAUGCUCUACAGGACAUUGAUGGAAGGCUCCCAAAUUUAACUGAGUCAUACCCUGUGGUGACUAUAUUGGUGACAAAGCUGCCUCAGUACUGCCAGUGCAUGGGCCUCAAUUCAAGGCAGAAUGACAGCUGUGUGCACAUCUAUGUGAAGAACAACAAGCUCUCAAGUGGGUGCUAUGACAAUUGGCUUCUGAAGAAUAAGAGCAACAGCAAGCUCUUCAGUGCAGUCAUUUGUUUUCUAGUUUUGGAGUCUUCUUGGGCAUUCACUCAAUUUCUCAUUUGCAAUGACUUAUGUAGCCCUAUCGCAUUCCUCAACAUCUAG
Laetiporus sulphureus 93-53 is the source of this 489-nucleotide messenger RNA. RefSeq lists its product as uncharacterized. The transcript has 4 exons. The coding region runs from base 1 to 489 and encodes 162 amino acids. The record is from RefSeq and is a predicted model, not a curated record. Lineage: Eukaryota; Fungi; Basidiomycota; Agaricomycetes; Polyporales; Laetiporaceae.